UGUGUGUGUAUAUGUGUAUAUAUAUAUAUAUAUGUAUAUUAUUUCUAUAAAAUGUCUGUGUUUGAUGCUCAGAGCGAACACUUCUCCUUCCUCGGAGUGAACAACCAGUCAAACCUGAGUGACAUGAGGUGUCGGACCACCUUCUACACGGCUCUGGGGCGCCUGCUGAUGGUGGACCUAGGAGAAGACGAGGACCAGUUUGAACAGUUCAUGCUUCCUCUAACGGCUGCGUUUGAAACUGUGGCUCAGAUGUUGAGUACGAACACCUUCAACGAGCAGGAAGCCAAGAGGACUCUGGUGGGUUUGGUCCGAGACCUGCGAGGCAUCGCGUUCGCCUUCAACGCCAAGACGAGUUUCAUGAUGCUGUUUGACUGGAUAUAUCCGGCCUACAUGCCCAUCCUGCAGAGAGCCAUCGAGCUCUGGUACCACGACCCAGCAUGCACCACUCCAGUCCUCAAGCUCAUGGCCGAGCUGGUUCACAACAGGUCACAACGGCUUCAGUUCGACGUGUCGUCGCCGAACGGCAUCCUGUUGUUCAGAGAAACCAGCAAGAUGAUCACGACCUACGGAAACCGUAUCCUGACCCUGGGAGAGGUCCCUAAGGACCAGGUCUACGGUGUGAAGCUGAAGGGGGUCAGCGUGUGCUUCGCUAUGCUGAAGGCGGUGCUCAGUGGAAACUACGUCAACUUCGGGGUCUUCCGUCUAUACGGCGACGACGCUUUGGACAACGCCUUACAGACCUUCAUCAAACUGCUGCUGUCCAUCCCUCACAGUGACCUGCUGGACUACCCGAAGCUCAGCCAGUCCUUCUACUCUCUGCUGGAGGUUCUGACUCAGGACCACAUGAACUUCAUCGCCAGUUUAGAGCCUCACGUCGUCAUGUACAUCCUGUCCUCGAUAUCAGAGGGGCUCACGGCGCUCGAUACGAUGGUGUGCACAGGAUGCUGCUCCAGUCUGGACCACAUAGUCACCUACCUGUUCAAGCAGCUGUCUCGCUCCACGAAGAAGAGACCCACUCCCAUGGCGACGGACGACCGCUUCCUCCACAUCAUGCAGCAGCACCCGGAGAUGAUCCAGCAGAUGCUGUCCACAGUGUUGAAUAUCAUCAUCUUCGAGGACUGUAGGAACCAGUGGUCCAUGUCUCGCCCUCUGCUCGGCCUCAUCCUGCUCAAUGAGAAGGUGACGUCAACACUGUGUGUGUGUGUCAACACUGUGUGUGUGUGUGUGUGUGUGUGUGUGU
This is a messenger RNA of Anarrhichthys ocellatus (wolf-eel), 1240 nucleotides long. Its product is annotated as exportin-7-like. Gene Ontology annotation, molecular function: nuclear export signal receptor activity. The annotation marks the transcript as partial. Gene Ontology annotation, cellular component: cytoplasm; nuclear pore. NCBI's taxonomy places the organism in Eukaryota, Metazoa, Chordata, Actinopteri, Perciformes, Anarhichadidae. The record is from RefSeq and is a predicted model, not a curated record. Gene Ontology annotation, biological process: protein export from nucleus. The transcript is spliced from 9 exons.